Molecule: messenger RNA, 959 nt
Organism: Nothoprocta perdicaria
Lineage: Eukaryota; Metazoa; Chordata; Aves; Tinamiformes; Tinamidae
Gene: RERG
Product: RAS like estrogen regulated growth inhibitor
Exons: 5
Coding region: 292-891 (199 amino acids)
Molecular function (GO): GTP binding; GTPase activity
Source: RefSeq, a predicted model, not a curated record
UAGCAUCUGCGCCUGGCUGCGUGGGCGUGCCGGUGCCGCUGGGCUUGCCUCCCAGGGAGAUGCCGGGGACCCGCGUUAGGUGAAGACGCUCCUAAAACGCUUGGCGUUUCUGUCCGCAAGGUCCUUUGAAGGAGCGCCUGGCCACUUGCUGCUCCGUCCUGGUGCUCCUCUUCCCUCGGCUUGGGAUUGACGUCACGAUGACACGGUGAAGCCAAAGACAGGAGCUGGGAACUCUUCUCCUGCCUCACUUUUGAUAAGCCGGUGAAUUUGUCAGCACCCCGUUGCUCCACCAUGGCCAAGAGCGCAGAAGUGAAGCUGGCGAUCUUUGGUCGAGCUGGCGUGGGCAAGUCAGCUCUUGUUGUACGCUUCCUGACAAAACGGUUCAUCUGGGAGUAUGACCCAACGCUAGAGUCUACGUAUCGUCACCAAGCUACCAUUGAUGAUGAAGUGGUUUCCAUGGAGAUUCUAGACACAGCUGGUCAGGAGGAUGCCAUCCAAAAAGAAGGACAUGUUCGAUGGGGCGAAGGCUUCGUGCUGGUCUACGACAUCACAGACAGAGGCAGCUUUGAGGAAGUGCUGCCACUUAAGAACUUGUUAGAUGAAGUUAAAAAACCCAAGAAUGUCACUCUCAUCUUGGUGGGGAACAAAGCAGAUCUGGAUCACUCCCGGCAGGUCAGCACAGAGGAAGGCGAAAAGCUGGCCACGGAACUAGCGUGUGCAUUUUAUGAGUGCUCUGCUUGCACAGGAGAGGGCAACAUUAUGGAGGCCUUCUAUGAGCUGUGUCGUGAGGUACGGCGUCGAAAGAUGGUGCAGGGCAAGACUCGGAGACGGAGCUCCACCACCCAUGUCAAGCAGGCUAUUAACAAGAUGCUCACCAAAAUCAGCAGCUAAAAGAGUUGUAUUAAGGUAGAGAAGCAUUAUAGAGCAUAUAAGCUUGGGGCAGGGAGGAAGCAAGCAGA